UAUGCUAACAAUUACAUAUCCCAAAAGGCUACUUCCAUUAACCAAGCUUUAGAAGCUUCUGUUUCCCUCCGUGAACCUGCUAAAAUUCAUGAGUCUAUGCGGUAUUCCCUCUUGGUCGGCAGCAAGAGGGUCCGACCAGCACUAUGCCUCGCUGCGCGUGAGCUUGUUGGUGGGAACGAUUCCAUGGCGAUGCCCGCUGCUUGCGCCGUGGAAAAGAUCCAUACCAUGUCUCUUAUACAUGAUGACCUCCCUUGCAUGGACAACGAUAAUCUCCGCCGUGGAAAGCCCACCAAUCACAUCGUGUUUGGAGAGGAUGUGGCGGUUCUUGCCGGUGACGCACUCUUAGCAUUCGCCUUUGAACACAUCGCUGUUUCUACUUUAAAUGUUUCCCCUGCUAGAAUUGUCCAGGCAGUUGGGGAAUUGGCGAGGGCUAUUGGUGCAGAAGGGCUAGUUGCUGGCAAAGUAGUUGAUAUAAGAUCUGAGGGCUUAUCUGAGGUGGGUUUAGAAAAGCUUGAAUUUAUUCAUGUUCACAAGACCGCCAAGUUACUGGAGGGGGCGGUGGUGUUAGGGGCCAUAUUGGGUGGAGGGACCGAUAAGGAAGUGGAAAAGUUGAGGAAAUAUGCGAGAGAUAUUGGGUUGUUGUUUCAGGUGGUGGAUGAUAUUCUUGAUGUGACUAAAUCAUCCCAAGAAUUGGGGAAAACUGCAGGCAAGGACUUGGUGGCAGAUAAUGUUACAUAUCCCAAACUUCUGGGGAUUAAGAAAUCAAGGGAAUUUGCAGAGAAGCUGAAUAAGGAAGCUCAGGGGCAGCUGGCUGGAUUCGAUCCUGAGAAGGCAGCUCCAUUGAUUGCUUUGGCUAAUUACAUCGCUUAUAGGCAAAACUAAUGCACUGUAUUAUCAAUUGUUUGUUUUGUAUAUUUACUUGAAAAGUUGAAACUUUUCUUUAUAUAGUUCUAUUGAAGCUUAGUUUUGUACAAAAUCUAGCAAUACAAUUCAAUAGUAAUUGGUGGACUUAUUUUACAUGUCUA
Hevea brasiliensis (rubber tree) is the source of this 1025-nucleotide messenger RNA. RefSeq names its product geranylgeranyl pyrophosphate synthase, chloroplastic-like. Gene Ontology annotation, molecular function: geranylgeranyl diphosphate synthase activity. Lineage: Eukaryota; Viridiplantae; Streptophyta; Magnoliopsida; Malpighiales; Euphorbiaceae. The transcript has a single exon. The record is from RefSeq and is a predicted model, not a curated record. Gene Ontology annotation, biological process: isoprenoid biosynthetic process. The annotation marks the transcript as partial.